Molecule: messenger RNA, 3532 nt
Organism: Nelumbo nucifera (sacred lotus)
Lineage: Eukaryota; Viridiplantae; Streptophyta; Magnoliopsida; Proteales; Nelumbonaceae
Product: cysteine-rich receptor-like protein kinase 10
Biological process (GO): protein phosphorylation
Molecular function (GO): protein kinase activity; ATP binding
Source: RefSeq, a predicted model, not a curated record
CAACAAUUUAUUUGAAAUUAUCAAGCUUCGCUUUGACCAACCAGGCAGCUUCAGACAGAGCUGUCUUUUUUCGCUGGUAGGAGGUAUAAAUUGAGAUUUCGGCUCUCUUGUUCGCCUGUUGUUGUUCUCUCGCUUCAGGAGCCGUUCGAUCAGGGAAAGGUGGAUUCAAAUGGUUCGUAUCUCUAAGCGCUAGGUUCGAUUGAUGGAGUUUCUCGACAUCUUCUGUGGGUGUUUGAAGAGGAAGAGAGAGAAGGGCGCUGAGGGAGGAGAAGAACCAGACGAUUACAGAGAUUCAUCCGGCCUUAUUUUCGAGCUUCGGAGCUUGCAAGUUGCCACCAAUUUCUUCUCCGACUUGAAUCAGCUCGGUCACGGUGGAUUUGGCUCCGUUUUCAAGGGGUUAUUGCCAAGUGGCCAAGAAGUAGCUGUAAAGAAGCUAGCGUUAAAUUCAAGACAGGGACUGAGAGAAUUCAUGAAUGAAGUGAAAUUGUUAAUAAAAAUUCAGCACAAGAACUUGGUCACAUUGUUAGGAUGCUGUGCAGAAGGACCGGAGAAGAUGCUCAUCUAUGAGUAUCUGCCCAAUAAGAGCCUUGACAACUUCCUCUUUGAUAAGACCAAAUCUGCAUCCUUGGAUUGGUCAAAACGCUUUGAGAUAAUUACUGGUAUUACAAGAGGUCUUCUGUACCUACAUGAAGAGGCUCCAGAAAGGAUUAUCCAUAGAGACAUCAAAGCUAGUAACAUAUUGCUUGAUGGGAGGAUGAACCCGAAGAUCUCAGACUUUGGCCUUGCAAGGCUUUUUCCGGGGGAUGACACUCAUGUAAACACAUUCAGGAUUUCUGGUACUCAUGGCUAUAUGGCGCCUGAGUAUGCAAUACAUGGGUACCUAUCCGUGAAAACCGAUGUCUUUAGCUUUGGGAUUUUGGUGUUAGAGAUUGUUAGUGGGAGAAAGAAUCAUGUUCAGAAGUUGAAUGAUGAAAAAGCAGACUUAUUGAGCUAUACAUGGAACCUCUUUCAACAAAAGAGGACAUUGGACCUAGUUGAUCCUACUCUUUCCAAUUGCAAUCCAGAUGAGGCUGCUUUGUGCAUUCAGAUAGGCUUAUUGUGUUGCCAAGCAAAUGUUGCAGAUAGACCUGACAUGAAUUCCGUUCAUCUCAUGCUCUCAAGCGACUCAUUUACAUUACCAAAACCUGGGAAACCAGGGAUUCAAGGUCGUGUAGGACGUUGGACUACGACUUCUUCUGCUCUCACUGCUACAAAUGCUACUGAUAGCACCACUGGUACAAAUAAGCUUUCAACAACUAGUACUAUGGUUGAAGAUUGUUCUAGAAACUCCAUCUCUGUUUCUUUUGUUGAUGAAGGUAGAAUGACACCUGCAUCUGCUGUAAGUAACCAUCGUGACAGCAAAAUCUUGCAAUCUCCUGAUAAAAACAUGGGCACACUAGCGAUCUGCAGUGGGAUAACCCUUUCUUCUUUCAUAUCACCCUCACAAAUGACUCAUCUUUCUUUCCUCAGUUUGAUUUCUUCCUUCCUCUUCCUUUCCCUCAACCCAGCUGCCCUUGCCUACGAAUUACCUCGGUGGGAUGACUGCGAUGGCGCCACUAACUACACCGCUAACUCGACCUUCGCGGCCAACCUUGGCCAAGCACUUGACGCUCUUAGCAACUCCACUGCCCCCACCGGCUUCAAUGCCACCAUCGUAGGCAACGGGACUGAAUCAGUCACCGCACUUGCUCUUUGCCGCGCGGACACAACCCAAGCAGGCUGCCGAGUUUGCAUAGACGCUGCCGUAGUUGACAUUCGCCAGAAAAAUUGCCCCAUGAAAAGGUUUGCCCAGAUAUGGUACAACGACUGCAUGCUCCGAUACGCCGACGUUAACUUCCUAUCCAGGGCCGAUGUUUCCGUCGUUCUGUCGAUAUGGAACACUAUGGAGGUCUCCAACCAAGAUGUUUACGAUCAAAGUGUAAGGAUGUUAAUGCGAAACCUGUCGAACAUGGCAGGCGAAUCCCAGACGCUACACGCAGUGGGGUGGACCAGAGUACCUGAUAACAGGAUACUUUAUGGGUACGUAGAGUGCACCCGGGACCUCAGUGCCGACAAUUGCUCCAGAUGCUUGUCGAAUGCUAGGAUUGGAAUUGAGAACUGUUGUAUGGGGCAGUGGGCAGCCUGGGUCGCUACUCCAAGUUGUUCUGUUCAAUUCAGCAUGGACCCCGGUUUCUUUGACAACACUACUGCUGCAGUGCCGGAAAUUCUGGCAGAACCACCGCUGCCACCACCGCCAACUUGGGCACCAGAAUCGGAUAUUCAAACUGAUCUUACCCGUGUUAAGAGGAAUGGUGGGGGAGGACGCGGCAUGGUGAUUGGGAUAUCGGGUGCAGCAUCUGGGACAGUGAUUUUGACGGUUGGAUGCUCGUGGAUGGUUAUGAAGGGGAAGAAGAAAGUGAAGAGAAGUGGGAGUAGGAUGGAAGAUGAUGAGGUAGGAGAGACGGUGACAGAGAGUGUUGGGACAAGAAGUUUUUUGUAUGAUUUGGAGACAUUGAUGGCUGCCACUGAUAAUUUCUCCACUGCAAAUCGGCUUGGAUGUGGUGGUUUCGGCACUGUUUAUAAGGGGAAAAUGCCCAAUGGAGAAAAAAUAGCAGUGAAGAAGCUCACUGUCGGUUCAGCACAAGGAACAGAAGAGUUCACAAAUGAAGUGAGGUUAUUACAGAAAAUGCAGCAUAGGAACCUGGUAAAGUUGUUUGGAUGUUGCAUUCAAGGACAAGAGAAGAUAUUGGUCUAUGAAUACCUAUCCAACAGGAGCCUCGACCAUUUCCUUUUUGACAAGAGCAAGAGUGCACUAUUAGAUUGGCCAAAGCGUUUCAACAUUAUAAUAGGAAUUGCGAGGGGGCUUUUGUAUCUGCAUGAAGAUUCACAGUAUAGAAUCAUACAUAGAGACAUCAAGGCAAGCAACAUAUUAUUAGAUGAACACAUGAAUCCUAAGAUAUCAGACUUUGGCCUAGCAAAGCUGUUCCCUGAUGAGCGAAGCCAACUUAGAACACGACGAAUUGCUGGAACCUUCGGCUACAUGGCUCCUGAAUAUGCAGCUCGAGGCUUUAUGUCAGCCUGGAGCGACGUCUAUAGCUUUGGAGUGUUGAUAUUAGAAAUUAUAAGUGGGAGAAGGAACUAUGAUUCACAAUUGGAAGAACAAAGGCAGGUGCUUUUGAAUCUUACAUGGAGGCUAGAACAACAAGGAAAAUUGAUUGAUUUGGUAGAUGUGACAAUUGGUUCUUUUCCUCAAGAUGAAGUAUUGAGAUGCAUAAGGGUGGGGCUGUUAUGCUGUCAACAGAGGACAAGAGAAAGACCAAUUAUGUCAUCUGCACUGGUCAUGCUCUCAAACCAGUCUGUAUCAGUACCCACUCCAGUAAGGCUAGGAUACCAAGGUAGCAGAGUUAAUAGUUUAGAAAUCUCUGAAUCAAGUAGCCGAGAUUCCUCCAACCAUGAAAACGAGAAUGCCUCUCAUAAUAAUUCUGUUACAAUAUCAGUAGUGAGUGGCAGGUGA